CGCUGAUGAAAAAAAAAAAAAAAAAUUGGCCACGGCCACCACGGAUGGGAACCGUGGUCGAUCGGAAGCACGCGGGCGGAGAUUUACGUCCUGCUAAAACCCGAAUUCACGGCUUUGCAAAGCCGAUGACAGUGACUACCGUGAUCUUUUUUUUCUUUUUUCGCCCCUCGUGUCCUCCCUCUCUUCUCUCCUGCAACUCUCUCCCCAGUCCUCGUUUCGAUCCAGUAUCAACAACUAUGCUUACAGCUUGUAUCAGAAGAACAAUUCUCAUCCCAACUUGGCAAACUUUUGUCACACGUGGAGUUUUGAGGUUUAAAACUUUAUGCCAACUGACAGCUAUACAGGGUCCAUCCCCAACGAUAUACCGGUUGACAACUGUUUGCUCUCGUUGCAACAUUGAAACCCGGUGUUGACGAUUUGUCCCACACCGAUGUGGUUGAAAAUCAAGGUUACGAGCCAAAUGUCAUGUCAUCGGCAUCAAAGCGUCCCCGUAACCCGUUUGGCCGAACCACCAAGUCACUGAAGCAUCUACUCUCCAGCAACAUAUCUCCUCAUCUUUUUUUUUUUUUUU
Pyricularia oryzae 70-15 is the source of this 571-nucleotide messenger RNA. RefSeq lists its product as uncharacterized. NCBI's taxonomy places the organism in Eukaryota, Fungi, Ascomycota, Sordariomycetes, Magnaporthales, Pyriculariaceae. The transcript has 2 exons. Bases 6 to 413 code for a protein of 135 amino acids. The record is from RefSeq and is a predicted model, not a curated record.